AUGACCGAAAUAUGGAAUUUAAGUACACUGUGUCGUUGUUGUCAUUCCGAUGGGUGUUUCAAGAAACUUAACCUGCCAUAUCAAAGUGAAAAUAAUGUCGAAAUCUAUGAAUCGAUGUUGCAGGAGGCAUUAGGAAUUAAAGUGUUUCAAACAACUAUAGAACAAGCCUCCUACAUGAUAUGUGAUGAUUGUAUAAAGCGGCUCCGAGAUGCCGUUCAAUUUAGACUGCAAGUUUUAGCUUGUGAGCAGAAGUUCAAAGAGUAUUGUACCAAUGAACAAUUUCAAGUUAAAACUGAAGUUGAAUCAAAUGGCGCUGACAUUUGUGACAUCGAUGGGGAUGAAGAUAUGCAGAGAGGUGAUGAUGAUUCACAAAAAGAUGAUGAGCAGAUGCACUCAGUUCCAGUAAAAGAAGAAAAAAGAAUAAACGAAACAGCAUAUGAGGACGACAGUUCAUUUGACGAAGCUUUACCGAGCACAUCGAGUUCAAGCAACGAUAUACACCCAACCAUACUUGACGGCAGUUUCUUUGAAAUAAUUCCCAAUCAGUCCCAGACUAGUAGCGUUGUGGCUUUGUGCAAAAAAUGUUCACCCAAUCGAGUGGAAAUUAAAGGUAAUAGAAAGUGUACAUCGAAUUUCAAGACUCAUUUGAAAAGAAAACAUGGCAGCGAUACUGUACUCGAAUAUGAAGCUUAUGUGAAAAGCAAAAGAUGUAAAAUUAUUGGUUCUUUUGUACCUGAGUGUGAAGAGUCUGUGAGUAAUAAAAGGCCUGGAAUGAGGGAUGAGUCAGUUGAACUAUCACCGCAAAGCCAAACCUCGAACUUGGCUUUAUAUACGCAAAGUGAUUUCGAUCGGGAUUUUGUGAAGUAUUUUAUAAGUUCAAUGGUAUCUUUAUCGUCGGUCGACGACCCGUAUUUCCGACAGCUUUUGCAACGUUCAAACCCUACUCUACAAAUUAUGAGCAGGCGUUUUCUUGGGAUGAACAUAACCCGGUCUUUCAUUCAAGGACAAAAUUGGAUAAAGCAAGAAUUAGCUGAAACUACGCACGUUUUUAUGACAGUUGAUGUUUGGUCUGGAUCCCAAAUGAGCUUUAUCGGUGUAAUAGCUCAUUGGCUGGAUAGACACACGUUAAAACGUACAUCCAGAGCUUUGGCUUGUGAAUCAUUCAAAAGGACUGAAAGUCAUAACACAGUAUAUAAAAUGUUAUGUGAAAUAACGGAAGCAUUUCGUUUGCGUCACAGUAAACAAGUUCACACUUAUGUGCUACGUAACGAAAGUAACCUUGUUAAAGCUUUUAAGAGUUUCGGUAUAUAUCCUAGUAAUAUUUCAAGAGAAUUAACUUGGCUGUCUUGUGCUGAAUCUUCAUCACAUACUGAAGAGUUAGAUAGCGACACUACAGAGAUUAAUAAAACUUCAAUAGUAGACUACUUAGAACAACAUUUGACACACAAGUUAAAAUGUGCCACUCAUAUUUUGAACGAAUGUGCUAUCGAUGCUAGUGAGGUACUUGAGGAUCAAGAUACAGAAUUAUCGAAAAUUCACUAUCAAACUUUAGAGAAAUGUAAUAUAUUAUGGAAGGCCUCAAGUAGACUCCCAUCCGGUCAAACUAUUCGUUAUAUCUUGGGUCACGUACUACCAAGACCAAAUAGCAUAAAAUGGAAUAGUAUAUAUGAAGCUUUAAAAGAAAUAUACAACAUGAAAGACAAGUAUACAUUAAUCAAUAAAGCUUUAAAUUUAAAAAAUGAUAUUUCUGAAACAGAAUUUCUGUAUAUAAACGAAUAUUUGACGUGCACUCAACCCAUUGCAGAUGCUCUGGAUAUUCUCCAAGGCGAAAACGCUACUUAUUACGGUAUUUUGUUCCCAACUAUAUUAUCGUUGAAAAAGAAAUUGGUUCGACUACUUGGACAAGGAGAUACCUUUAUGUACUGUAAGGAAUUGGUUAAGGCUUAUCUCGUCUCUGUUGAGUCGAAGUUCAAAGACUAUCUAACCAUUUCUAGCGAACGGGCGGAAAAUGCAGCAUUAGCUGCAAUAACACACCCGAAAUACAAAAAAUUAAAAUGGACAUCUCUAGUUGAACAGUCGCAAUUUUUAAGAAUUAAAAACUUACUUAUUAAAGAGAUAUCAAGAAAUAUACCAACAGAAAACUCAAAAGAGAUACCAUUGUCUAGAUCAAAAGAAGAUGAAUACUUUGAAUCUGAUUCUAGCUCUGAUUCUGAGCGAAUUACUAAUGAACCGAUAUCCAAAGCUGAACUAAUUGUGUCUCACUAUUUUGCUGAAGAAAGUAAAGAUCUGAGUUUGCUGGAUAAUCAUGUUAUGAUAAAAAAAAUGUUUCUAAAAUAUAACUCUCCGUUACCGUCGUCGGCGUCUGUACAACAGAUGUUCUCCAACAAAACGAUCAACUGCAUUAAUAUAAACGACCACUCUGAAAUGUUCCAGAGAAGGCUUGUUCUCAAGAUGAAUUUAAUUGACUAA
This is a messenger RNA of Arctia plantaginis, 2469 nucleotides long. NCBI's taxonomy places the organism in Eukaryota, Metazoa, Arthropoda, Insecta, Lepidoptera, Erebidae. The record is from the annotation of a GenBank genome assembly.